AUGUCAAAUACCAACAACGGAAUAAGGUGGACACUCAGUUCAAACCUAAAGGAUAUAGACUAUGCAGAUGAUCUAGCAAUAGUAUCCAAUACUAAAAAUCAAAUGAAAGAAAAAACGGAGGUAUUAGAACAGAAUGCCAGAAUGAUUGGUUUGAAAAUCAACUCUAAGAAAACACAAAUAAUGACAGUUAACAUGCUUUAUACACCAGACAUCAAAGUAAAUGGAGAACAACUGGAAUUGGUACAGUCCUUCACUUACCUAGGUAGUAUUGUAAAAUCAGAAGGUGGAGCUGGACAAGACAUCAAAACUAAAAUUGGCAAGGCAAGAUCAGCCUUUCACAGACUACGAAACAUCUGGGAAACACCAUCAAUCAGAAAAAAGACCAAACUGAAAAUCUAUAACAGCUGUGUAACAUCAGUUUUACUUUAUGGAGCUGAAUGCUGGAGAAUGACAGAAAAAGUCAUUAAUAGGUUAUUCAGCUUUCAUAAUACCUGCCUACGUAGAAUCAUGAAGAUAUACUGGCCAAACAAAAUAACUAACGAAGCUCUUCAUAAGAAAACAAAAAGCCAAGAUAUUAAAACCGCUCUGCUACAGAAAAGAUGGAGAUGGCUUGGUCAUGUCCUAAGAAAACCACAAGGAGAUAUGACCAAAGUUGCAUUAAGAUGGACACUUGGGGGAAAAAGGAAGAGAGGACGACAAAAAACAACAUGGCGUAGAACAAUAGAAACAGAGAUGAAAGAGAGAGGUUACACCUGGGGAACUAUUGAGAAAAAAGCAGAAAACAGAGAGGAGUGGCGGCAACUUGUCCUUGCCCUAUCGGUGCCAAAAGGCAUAACAAGGACUAAGUAA
Molecule: messenger RNA, 849 nt
Organism: Mytilus trossulus (common blue mussel)
Lineage: Eukaryota; Metazoa; Mollusca; Bivalvia; Mytilida; Mytilidae
Exons: 1
Coding region: 1-849 (282 amino acids)
Source: RefSeq, a predicted model, not a curated record